GAUUAUUACGAGAACAACCGAGCUUCCGUUUACCGUCUCCCGUCUCUUUCUGUAACGUUAUUCCCCCCUCCGACCCGCGGCCGGUCACGUCACCUCCCCGUUGCGCAACCCAGCCCCGGGUUAGCUAACUGCCGCUUUCAGAACCCAAACGGCUGCAGCCGGAGAGAUGACAAGCGGUUUGUCGGUGACAGGCGGCUGCGCGUGCACACGGGUCUGACCGACUCGGCUCGGCUCGGCUCGUCUCGUCUCGUCUCGGCAUGUCGAGGGAGAUUUGUUGAUUCAAGCGAGCUACCAGUUACCAUGAGUGCAAUGCGUGUGGACGUCAAAGUGGUGAUGCUGGGAAAGGAGAGCGUGGGGAAGACCAGCCUGGUGGAGAGAUACGUUCACCAUCGCUUCCUGGUCGGCCCCUACCAGAACACGAUCGGUGCUGCUUUUGUUGCCAAACCAAUCCAGGUGGGAGAGAAAGUGAUCACCCUGGGAAUAUGGGACACGGCUGGAUCGGAGCGCUACGAAGCCAUGAGCAGAAUCUACUACAGAGGAGCCCGGGCGGCCCUCGUCUGCUACGACAUGACUGACGGCAGCAGCUUCCAGCGAGCUCGGUUCUGGGUGAAGGAGCUGCAGAACUGCGAGGAAUUGACGCAGCACUGUAAGAUCUACCUGUGUGGCACGAAGAGCGACCUGAUCGAGGGAGACCGGAGCCUGCGGAAAAUCGACUUCCACGACGCUCAGGACUUUGCUGACGAGAUUGGUGCGCUGCUUUUUGAGACCUCCAGUAAAACAGGAAAUAACGUGGAUGAGUUGUUCCGGAAAGUUGCUGAGGAUUACAACACUACUGCCUUCCAGUAUAUGACGCCGGAGGAAACGGGAGUGGACUUGGGCCAGAAGAAAGACUCGUAUUUCUACUCCUGUUGCCAUAACAACUAAUGCCGAGCAACAGGAAGGGAUACGGAAGGGGGUCGCCUUCCCUCGGACGGAGUAGAGACGCGGACACGCUGGCCGGCCGGGUGGAUGGACAGUCGGACGACUCGGCUCUGGAGCUGGAAUCCAAAUCGCAGGAAAAGUAAAAUAAAUAUCACACAGUUCUGUUAAACACUCGUUAGAUAGGUUUAUUUAUUUUGCGCCAUAAAGAAAAGACGGCUGCAAGACUUUAUGGAAGAGGAUCUACUGCUGCUGCAACUGUCGCCGGGUGGCAGAGGAAUGGAAAAAAAGAAAAGAAAAACACUUCCUCCUUUCCCCUCAGUUUUGUCCCGUUUUUCUUCUGUAGCUUCUUGAACGUGGAAGUAAACGUCUCUGACGCGGUGCUCAUCAAUCUGAAGUGGGACUGGCAGAGAACUUGAUUGUUUUAGCAAGAACUGCAUCAAGAGAUAUGAAUGGUUUGUUUACAGCGGUUCAUGUUUCCUCUCAUCGCCGACACAAGUCGGCUAUAAAAGAAAAAAUGUAAACACCCUGUCGUGCCCUAUCGUACUUACUCAAAAUGAAUUAUUCUUCUGCAAAUCUGGUAUAACUCGUGAAUUAAUUGAUGCCAAUGAGCCUUAUAAAGGCCUUAAUACCCCGCUUCAGCGUUUACAAAGACAUGGAUGGAUUCGGAGAGCUGGAUAGGUCGCUGCCACGCCGACGGUGGUCAUGUGUGGUACUGCAAUGUAUUAAAGAAUUCCUGUGCAAUCCUAAAAGCAAUUUUUGGGGCUAAUGCGCUGAGUGAGCGACUUUCCUUCAAAUGACUCCAGUUCUUGUGAUAACAUCCGUCGUGGCAGCACAGACCACGUGUUUCUGUACGUCAUCUUUUGCAGCAUCAGCUACGAUUCUGAUUUGAAAGGCGACGACAACACCAACAUCUCGAAUUCAAUCGCAUGGCCCGAGCUCACUGAAAGAAAAGGACGGUUACUUUUUCAACAUUUAAACUCAAAAUUAUCUAUUUUUGUCAUUUCAAAUGCAAAAGUACACACGUGGAAAUGCGACCGUCAGUUUUUCUUGCAGUAUCUUGUGGAGGUGAAAUGUUCCUCCGAAGCUCUGAAAGGGUUUGAAGAAGCACUUCUUCUGAAAGAUGAUCACAUUUCCCCUCCGCUGUGUUGAGGAACUGCAUAUUUCACCAAAACCUUGGGGGCGAAUGUUGUCACAUGGCUCAAACUGUCAUCUCAAUGUCCUCAGCACAAUAUGUACAGCUGUAUUUCACUUGAACUCUAAUUUAUUGCCUUUUUAAGGAAGACGUGGGGAAAUAAAUUGACACAAUAUCAGUUUCCUCCGUGUUGCUGCUUCGAUGUGUUGACGUUUCCCGUUGUUGAUUGUUUGAUGCACAAUAUUUUAUAUUGAGGGCUGUUGGAGACAGACUGGUGUAAAGUACAAAUAUGUUCUGUGAAAUUAAAAGCUUGUUAAAUUAA
This is a messenger RNA of Pseudoliparis swirei, 2375 nucleotides long. It is a transcript of the gene rab24, whose product is annotated as RAB24, member RAS oncogene family. Bases 301 to 924 code for a protein of 207 amino acids. The transcript has 9 exons. The record is from RefSeq and is a predicted model, not a curated record. Gene Ontology annotation, molecular function: GTPase activity; GTP binding. NCBI's taxonomy places the organism in Eukaryota, Metazoa, Chordata, Actinopteri, Perciformes, Liparidae.